This is a messenger RNA of Sparassis crispa, 876 nucleotides long. RefSeq lists its product as hypothetical. Bases 1 to 876 code for a protein of 291 amino acids. Lineage: Eukaryota; Fungi; Basidiomycota; Agaricomycetes; Polyporales; Sparassidaceae. The transcript has 2 exons. The record is from RefSeq and is a predicted model, not a curated record.
AUGUCUUCACCUCUUCGGGUUCAUAUACCCACUCUGUCAUUUCCGAUCGCGUCGAGCUUCGUCAGCUCGCCUUCAAGUUCGAUAGCCGAUGACGCUACCUUACACAGCUUUACUUGUCCUAUUCAUCAUUCACAAGGCGCAAACUGCCAUGUUAGCAUUCCCUCGUUGCCCGACCAUGUAUCCGGCCGUAAGACGUGGCGCAGGUUCGUCAAGCUUCACUGGCACCACAAGUCUUAUCCAAAGGCGCGUUCGUACAACGACGAUGUUGCCAGCUGCGUCAUACCGUUCGUAGCAACGUCUUCAGCGCCAUCCAUCGUCUCAUCGCGGUGCAAGUCGCUGCCGGAACCUCCCACGAACGAUGGUAUCCCCAUGACACCACCAGCCACGGCCGCCUCAUCCUGUUUUUCGGGAAUCACGCUCGUGAAUUCCGGAGAUAGAGAAUCCUGCUUAUCCGACCACUGUGCAUCGAAGCGGGGGGCGCCAGUCGGGUUUCAUUGCUGUGACGCAUCCACGCCGAAAAUUUAUGACCCCACCUCACGCUGCUUUCGCAAAUGUUCUCCUACUCCCAUGCCCUCCUCUCCCUCCAACUCUCCACCUCUCUCCCCUCUACUCGACCUCUGCCCCGCUUAUAUCUCGAGCCCACCAACACUCGCCCCGAUCCCUCAUUUCGCUCUCGAUAUCCCAGGAUUGUACGAAGAAGUGAAUGCCACUCCCGACCCGCCUGGUGGUUUGGACCUUGGUCGUAUUACCGCAGAUGCUGCGCGUCAGGCCAGGAUGCGCCGGCGCAAGUUCCGACUCGCGUACACUGCAUCGCCGCACCUCCCGUGCGAGUAUCCCGAUGGGGAUGAAAUUCCGUUGGUGGUCGCGCGCCCAUGA